Molecule: messenger RNA, 502 nt
Organism: Gryllus bimaculatus (two-spotted cricket)
Lineage: Eukaryota; Metazoa; Arthropoda; Insecta; Orthoptera; Gryllidae
Source: the annotation of a GenBank genome assembly
AUGGGGCACAAGUCGCGGGCGGCGUCGGGCUGGGACGAUCACGUGCCAAGUGAACUUGGGAUGAACGCGGUGUGGGGGCGCGGGCGAGGGCAGAAGCCGGGCAAAUGCGGAGUGGAAGCGGGAACGGGGCAGAAGAGGGGCCAGAGGUCAACGGCUGAGAAGAAAGUGAUGGAGGACUUGUGAUUUCUCUAUUAGAUUGCUUAUCCCAGUUACACUAGAAGACACAUUUUACUAAACAGAAUAUCGGCGCUACACAUCGUUAUAUCUGAUUCGGCGAAAUGUUCAGGUAAAUUACUUCGAAGUUGAUUACCCUGUGGAAUAUGUGAGUAGAGAAAAGUUCUAUUAAAUGAAAAAUCUUGUUUGUGUGGAACGAGCCGAGUUUGAGAAGUACUGGCUCCUGGGUUUUGAUGUCGUUUGUAUUAAUUUGCUAACGGAAUGUGGCUAAGAUUAAGAUCACGAUGAACUCAUAGAUAGUUAAUUUUUGAUAAGAGGAACAUUUUUC